Thalassophryne amazonica is the source of this 2917-nucleotide messenger RNA. It is a transcript of the gene git2a, whose product is annotated as G protein-coupled receptor kinase interacting ArfGAP 2a. Gene Ontology annotation, molecular function: protein binding; GTPase activator activity. The transcript has 21 exons. The coding region runs from base 243 to 2531 and encodes 762 amino acids. NCBI's taxonomy places the organism in Eukaryota, Metazoa, Chordata, Actinopteri, Batrachoidiformes, Batrachoididae. The record is from RefSeq and is a predicted model, not a curated record. Gene Ontology annotation, biological process: regulation of ARF protein signal transduction; brain development.
GGAAGCAGCCAGCAGGAGACAGGCUCGUUUUCUAGUUCGGAGCUCCUCGUUAAGUUAGCCCACUUGUUGAGUUUUGGUGGGGAGCGUAAUGUUUACAACAGCUCGAUGAAGCAGCAGGUCGUUGUUUGGAUUGUUAGCUAAGACUAGCUGACCACACGGAAGGCACCAGCAUACCGGAGUCUAUAUGAUUAACUUAUCGGGCAUCCGCUCGUUUUCAAAAGACCCUUGUUUCGCAAUAAAGGAUGUCUAAACGCCUGCGGAACAGUGAGAUAUGUGGUGAUUGUGGUGUCCCAGAACCUCAUUGGGCCUCUGUAAACAGGGGUGUACUAAUUUGUGAUGAGUGCUGCAGUGUACAUCGAAGUCUAGGAAGACACAACUCCCAAGUUCGUCACCUGACCCACACACCAUGGCCACCUACGCAGCUUCAGAUGGUGUAUACAUUAUACAGCAAUGGUGCAAAUUCAAUAUGGGAACAUUCCUUGCUGGACCCUGCAUCUGGGAUGAGUGGAAAAGGCAAAGCCAACCCUCAGGACAAAUUGCACUCAAACAAAUCAAAAUUCAUAAAGGCCAAAUACCAGUUACUGGCAUUUGUUCAUCGCAUGCCUUGUAGAGAAGAUGACAGUUCAACAGCCAAGGAUUUAAGCAAGCAACUUCAUUCAAGUGUCCGCACUGGGAAUCUUGAGACCUGUCUGAGGUUACUAUCACUUGGAGCCCAAGCAAAUUUUUUUCACCCCGAAAAAGGAAACACUCCCUUGCAUGUAGCUGCAAAGGCAGGUCAGAUAUCUCAGGCAGAGCUGUUAACGGUUUACGGAGCAGAUCCCGGAGCACCUGACAGCAACAGUAAGACUCCCAUUGACUAUGCAAGGGAAGCUGGCCAUUAUGACCUGGCAGAUCGGCUGGUGGAGAUCCAGUAUGAACUAACUGAUCGACUGGCAUUUUACUUGUGUGGGAGAAAGCCAGAGCAUAAAAAUGGCCAGCACUUCAUUGUUCCACAAAUGGCUGACAGGAGCAUCAGUGUAGAUUUGUCAGAACUGGCCAAGGCAGCAAAGAAAAAACUACAGUCUCUCAGCAAUCAUCUGUUUGAGGAGCUGGCCAUGGACGUGUAUGACGAGGUGGACAGGAGAGAGACUGACGCAGUGUGUUUGGCAACACAAAAUCACAGCACCCUUGUGACGGAGACAACUGUGGUACCAUUUCUACCUGUGAAUCCAGAGUAUUCUUCAACACGAAACCAGGGACGCCAGAAACUUGCAAGAUUCAAUGCACAUGAAUUUGCAACUCUUGUUAUUGACAUUUUAAGUGAUGCUAAGCGGAGACAGCAAGGGAAUUCAACAGGCAGCCCCAAAGACAAUGUUGAACUCAUCCUGACAGGUGUGGCUGUCAGACACUGUAGUGACAGCCAGGACAACGACCAGCCUGACUAUGACAGUGUGGCAUCCGAUGAAGACACAGAUCAGGAACUUCCCUCAAGCAAAGGAGAUAGAACGAAGAGCCUUGACUCCGACCUCUCAGAUGGACCUAUUACUAUGCAAGAAUACUUGGAAGUGAAAAAUGCACUCUCUGCCUCUGAAGCCAAGAUCCAGCAGCUCAUGAAAGCCAACAAUAACCUGAGUGAUGAGCUGAGGCUGAUGCAGAAAAAGCUGCAAUCUCUGCAACACGAGAACACCUCUCUCAGGCGGCAGGUCACAACCAAUAUGUAUCAGGUCCCCAGCGGUUCAGACUACCCCGAACCCUCCAGCCCCUCAGCCUUGAAACGCCAACAGUCUGCGCGGGCCAGUCGGCCCAUGUCUAUGUAUGAGACCGGCUCAGGCCCAAAGCCCUACCUCCCUAAAGGGGAAACUCCUCACCCAGAGGAGGGAAUCCCCACUCUCCAACCCUUCCUGCCUCAUACAAAAAGAGGUGCUUUUGUGACCACAUCUUCGUCCCUCCCCUCAUUUCCAUCCACCUUGUCUUGGUCAAAGGAUGAAAGUGCUCCACAGGCUUCGAAGUUGGAGAAGCAAAGCAGCAUGCCGGAAAGCGAGUAUGACAAUGCAUUUAAUGAUGCUGAAUUGGAUGAUUUAGGUCUGUGCAGGAGGGGGAGGCUGAGGAGCAGUGGCUGGCAGGGGGCGAGCAGCUCUAUCCCUGAGCUGGAUGAUCUGGUGCUGGAAUCGGAUCCCAUGCUUCCCAGCACAGAGGAUGUCAUCCGCAAGACUGAGCAAAUCACAAAGAAUAUCCAAGAGCUUCUGCGAGCCGCUCAGGAGAACAAACAUGACAGCUUCAUGCCCUGUUCAGAAAGAAUCCACGUGGCUGUAACAGAAAUGGCUGCACUUUUCCCCAAGAAGCCGCGCUCUGAGACGGUGAGGUGCUCACUGCGCUUGUUGACGUCCAGUGCGUACCGGCUUCAGAGUGAGUGCAGGAAGGCGGUGCCUUCAGAGGGCUGCCUGGGGCCUGACAUGCAGCUGGUCACCCAGCAGGUCAUCCAGUGUGCGUAUGACAUCGCCAAAGCAGCCAAGCAGCUCGUCACAAUUACCACAAAGGAAAACACCAACUAACGGCAGCUAGAUGGCUGCACGGUUUCUAGCAUUUGUUUCUGUAUUUCUUUUAAAGAUUUACUUUGUUUUUUGUAUUUAUGCGCAUGCACUUAAGUAGUCACAAUAUUUAAAGACAAAAUCUGAGCGUCACAGGAAGGAAUCAGCAGCUUGCAGCGUAGUGAUACCAUCUUUUAAUGGCACAGUUUAUCUUAAUAAAAUCAUUUUAUUUGAGCGAAGGAAUUAAGUAGAUGACAGUCAGUCCACAAAGUUACUGGUUCAUGUUUUCAGACCAGAGGCAGAUGUGGAUGUUGAAAAUCCAUAAAUCAUUGAUCCAGUUUCAUUAGAUAUAAACAUUUGUGGAGGUAAGGACUCCUCUCCUCAUACUGUAUAUUGUGCUGUUACCAUUA